AUGACCGACCUUCACGAAGAUUUCGGACCAGCACUAUGGGUGGUGAACACAAUUUUCAUUAUACUGGCCACUCUGGCCGUUGUUGCCCGCUUUGCCGCUCGACGACUGCGGAAGUUGUCUCUCGGCGCAGAUGACUGGAUUAUCUGCGUAGCCCUUUUCUGGGACUGGAUACUAUACGGGAUAUUCGUGGGAUGUCGAAUUAAUGGCCUCGGCAAACACCGAGCAACACUCUCACAAGAAAACAUCGCUAUAUUCUCGGAACUUCUCUACUUCUUCCAGAUUUUCUACGUUCUUGGUCCCCCGAGUGUGAAGCUAGCACUGCUUUUUCUAUACCGACGGAUUUUUGAGCAUUCGACCUUCCUGCGAAUCAUCGACGGCACGAUCGUUCUCAUUUCUAUAUGGGCAAUUGUUAUGGUUUUCCUAGCCAUUUUCAAUUGUCAUCCGAUCAGCGCCUUCUGGACAAUGCAAGGCACUUGCUUUAAUUUCAAGCAAUUUGCCAUCGGCUACGCAAUCGUAAAUAUCAUCACUGAUUUUGCGGUUUGGUUGAUGCCGAUUCCCAGAGUGUGGAAGAUCCAGCUUCCGAGACCACAGAAGAUUGCUCUAUCCCUGAUUUUCGCUUUGGGUCUUUUUGAUUGCGCUGCAGCUAUGGCCCGUCUCCUACUUUCAAUGCUUGUCUUGGGCGAGUACGACUCCACAUGGUACUACGCGAAGGGAUACAUGUGGUCCAUUAUUGAAGUCUCAACGGGCAUUGUCUGUACAUGUCUACCAACGAUGCGGGUACUCUUGAAGACAGCUUUCGGUGGCGCCUUUUCAAGAAUGUUCGGCAUGUCCAGCGGGAAGGCCAGCCAUCCGCCGUCAAGCAACACGCCAUGGUCUAGAACAAAAGAGUACUAUAACAAUGUUGGGGAGUCAAACGCGGUGGAGGUGGUUUCCUAUCCCCACCAUACAAACAAUGUUUCGGAAUUGCAUGAUACAGACUGGGAUGCGAGCUCACAGCGGAUUUUGGUGACCGAGGAAGUAAACAUUGAGCUUCAGCCAGUCAAACAGAGGGCACCUGUCAAGGUAACUCAAUCCACUGACUUGAAUAGAGUAUAG
This is a messenger RNA of Penicillium griseofulvum, 1095 nucleotides long. RefSeq lists its product as uncharacterized. Bases 1 to 1095 code for a protein of 364 amino acids. Lineage: Eukaryota; Fungi; Ascomycota; Eurotiomycetes; Eurotiales; Aspergillaceae. The transcript is spliced from 3 exons. The record is from RefSeq and is a predicted model, not a curated record.